Pygocentrus nattereri (red-bellied piranha) is the source of this 1385-nucleotide messenger RNA. RefSeq names its product ras homolog gene family, member Ab (gene rhoab). Bases 161 to 742 code for a protein of 193 amino acids. The record is from RefSeq and is a predicted model, not a curated record. The transcript is spliced from 5 exons. Gene Ontology annotation, cellular component: cleavage furrow; dendritic spine. Gene Ontology annotation, molecular function: GTP binding; GTPase activity. NCBI's taxonomy places the organism in Eukaryota, Metazoa, Chordata, Actinopteri, Characiformes, Serrasalmidae. Gene Ontology annotation, biological process: small GTPase-mediated signal transduction; stress fiber assembly; cell migration.
GUGCCCGAGCAGGCGUGGCUCAUGACCGCGCCCGCAGUCCCUUCCCCCUGUGCGCGUGUCCGCCCUCUGCGCGUGCUCGUCGCCGACUCAUUGUAUCGGGCACAAGAGGCUAGAGCGCAAACCGCUGGACAACAACUGAGAGACGAGCAGAGCUUCAAACAUGGCAGCAAUCCGUAAGAAGCUGGUGAUCGUGGGAGACGGAGCUUGUGGUAAAACCUGUUUGCUUAUCGUCUUCAGUAAAGACCAGUUCCCUGAGGUCUACGUACCCACUGUGUUUGAGAACUAUGUCGCUGACAUCGAAGUGGAUAGCAAACAGGUGGAACUGGCCCUUUGGGAUACUGCUGGGCAAGAAGACUAUGAUAGGCUGCGGCCCCUCUCCUACCCAGACACCGAUGUCAUCCUCAUGUGCUUCUCCAUCGACAGUCCAGACAGUUUAGAAAACAUUCCAGAAAAGUGGACCCCUGAGGUCAAACACUUCUGCCCAAAUGUACCCAUUAUCCUUGUGGGCAACAAGAAAGACCUACGCAAUGAUGAACAUACACGUAGAGAGCUGGCUAAGAUGAAACAGGAACCAGUGAAAGCUGAGGAAGGGAGGGACAUGGCCAAUCGGAUUGGAGCUUUUGGCUACAUGGAGUGCUCCGCAAAGACGAAGGACGGUGUCCGGGAGGUGUUUGAAAUGGCAACCAGGGCAGCGCUUCAAGCACGUAGGGGCAAAAAGAACAGCAAAUGCCUUCUGCUGUGAACACACAGCACUGGACUGAAACCCCAAACAGGGGCAAACAAGUGUGUGUCCAUGAGGACAUUCCUCAAACUCGCCAAACGCUUUGGAAGAAAGUAAACUCUGAACAUAGUUUUUGUUUUUAAUUUUAUUUUUAAUCUUUCCUUUAGUCAUGGAAAUGUUUUAUCAGUAUUUAAGAAAUGCAGAGGACUUUUGUUUUUGUUUGUUUUUAUGAUGCUUUACCUGAUGAGCUUUGUGAUAUCCUAAAAGCCACACCCACCCACCAAAUUCUGCCAUGUGACUCAAAAAGCUGCCAGUUGAAUGCACAGCCCAGCUUCCAAUUGCUGGCCAAUUAUUAUGUGUUUUUUUUGUUUGUUUGUUUGUUUUGUUUUGGUUUUUGUUUUUUUUGACCAACCAUGAAACAGGGCUGAAUAUGUGAACGUGGUUUGUAAUAUCUGUAUGUAUGAAUCAUUUUUAUGGGUUGUUUUAGAUUGGGAUUUAAAACUUGUUUUGAAAGCAAAAAGGAAAUGGAGGGGUGGGGGUAGAUAUGUAUACAUACAUGUACAUAUGAACAGGUGUGUAGUAAUGUAUACACACUGUCAUUACAUGACUGGAAUUUGUAAACUAGACUUGGUAAUCUUAUGUAAUAAAAUACUUUCUAUAAGGA